This is a messenger RNA of Raphanus sativus (radish), 954 nucleotides long. Its product is annotated as dehydration-responsive element-binding protein 1B-like. NCBI's taxonomy places the organism in Eukaryota, Viridiplantae, Streptophyta, Magnoliopsida, Brassicales, Brassicaceae. The coding region runs from base 31 to 798 and encodes 255 amino acids. The record is from RefSeq and is a predicted model, not a curated record. Gene Ontology annotation, molecular function: DNA-binding transcription factor activity; DNA binding. The transcript has a single exon. Gene Ontology annotation, biological process: regulation of DNA-templated transcription.
CACUCAGCCUUAUCCAAUUUUUUUUCAACGAUGGACUCAGUCUCUACUUUUUCUGAACUGCUUGGCUCCGUGAACGAGUCUCCGGUUACUACGGUAGUAGGAGGUGAUUAUUGUCCCAGGUUGGCGGCAAGCUGUCCGAAGAAGCCAGCGGGUAGGAAGAAGUUUCAGGAGACACGUCACCCCAUUUACCGUGGAGUUCGUUUAAGAAAGUCAGGUAAGUGGGUGUGUGAAGUGAGGGAACCAAACAAGAAAUCUAGGAUUUGGCUCGGAACUUUCAAAACCGCUGAGAUCGCUGCUCGUGCUCACGACGUUGCUGCCUUAGCCCUCCGCGGAAGAGGCGCCUGCCUCAACUUCGCCGACUCGGCUUGGCGGCUCCGUAUCCCGGAGACAACCUGCGCCAAGGAUAUCCAGAAGGCUGCUGCUGAAGCUGCAUUGGCUUUUGAGGCCGAGAAGAGUGAUCAUGGCAUGAACAUGAAGAAUACUACGGCGGUGGCUUCUCAGGUUGAGGUGAAUGAUACGACGACGGACCAUGGCGUGGACAUGGAGGAGACGUUGGUGGAGGCUGUUUUUACGGAGGAACAGAGAGAAGGGUUUUACAUGACGGAGGAGACGAGGGUGGAGGGUGUUGUUACGGAGGAACAGAACAAUUGGUUUUACAUGGACGAGGAGUGGAUGUUUGGGAUGCCGACGUUGUUGGUUGAUAUGGCGGAAGGGAUGCUUAUACCGCGGCAGUCCGUACAAUCGGGACACUACGAUGACUUCGAAGGAGAUGUUGACAUGAACCUUUGGAGUUACUAAUAUUCGUAUUUGUUUUUUGUUUUUUUUUAAUUCUUCUGUGUGAUGAUAUUUUACUAUAAAAAUUAGGAUUCUGCCUUUAUUUUUUUGUGGGGAUCUUUAUUUUUAUUUUUGAAGUUUGGGAAACGAGUGUAAAUGUUUCGCCAUAUGCUGAGUUUU